Molecule: messenger RNA, 6581 nt
Organism: Engraulis encrasicolus (European anchovy)
Lineage: Eukaryota; Metazoa; Chordata; Actinopteri; Clupeiformes; Engraulidae
Product: zinc finger protein 585A-like
Exons: 14
Coding region: 699-3380 (893 amino acids)
Biological process (GO): regulation of transcription by RNA polymerase II
Molecular function (GO): RNA polymerase II cis-regulatory region sequence-specific DNA binding; DNA-binding transcription factor activity, RNA polymerase II-specific
Source: RefSeq, a predicted model, not a curated record
AGGGUCAUAGAGGGGCAAACGAUGAAAGCUUAGACCCUUAUACUUGCGCAUUCUAUGGCCACAAUUGGGCAUAGCACAAACUCGAACCAUUUUCACCCAGAUAAUGCUUUCUGCAGUCACUCAAUGUAAACUGGUUUAAUCCUGAACCAGCUUCUGAGUAUAGGCCCCUGAACCAGCUUCUUAGUUCACCCCCUGCCCUUUUUUGAAACUAUUAUUCCAAGUCACGGCAUCUACUUUUUUUUAAUGAACAGGUUUUUUUCCAUAAGGAAGAAGGUGGUCGGUGUAAUGUGCUACCUCUUUCAUGAAGGGAAUGGAAAUUAACCUAUUUUGAGUUGGGCAUACUGGGAUUAUUCCAAGACAGAAAGAACAAGCCUUGCGAAUGACUUUUAUUUUGGAAAACGCCACCGAGUAGCGGCCAUCUUGGAACGCGUAGCGUGGCUGACUUCACGCACCUCCCCGCGUUCCUCCGAGUCUUUUAUCCAGAGGAAAGCCAAGCUAACAGUCGGGUUUUCUACGGUGUAGACGACGCACUAGAUGAUUAAACACGCCCGCAGCAACACUGGUGGAUAGUAGAGGGGCUAAGUAAACGCCAUCUAUGGUUCGUUAAGAUGUGCUAGUACCCAAUCCGUGGAGUUAGGCCCAACAGGACGGUUGUUGCAGACAUUGGGAGCGGGGAGAGCAGCCGUGUUUUUCGAAUCAUGGAGAGCGCUAUGGCGAACAACACGGGCUCGGGGGACGAUGGUGGCUUUGGCGAGGAAGAAGAAUCUUCAACGACGCCGUUUGACGGUAAUAAUCAGACGAAGUCAGACGAGGAGGGUGGAUCGGAGAACGAGUCUGGAUCGGGAUCUGGAUCUGGAUCGGAUGAAGAAGAAGGAGAAGGGGGAGAGUUGCCGAGGCCUCAAUCGGUGUCCAGCGGCGCUAAUAACGCUUCAGGGGGAUCGGCGUCGGAGGUUGACGCGAAGGAAGAAGAAGAGGGCGAGGAACGUUCUCCCAAAGAGGAGGACACCGAGUGGGACCCCCAGGAUGACCCCGCGGCGACCCCCGCCACCCCGAAAGCUAAAAAGCAGCACGAGUGCCUGACGUGCGGCAAGACGUUUGGGGACCGGCGCGACCUGAAGCGUCACCACCGCGUGCACACGGGGGAGAAACCGUAUCAGUGCUCCACAUGUGGCAAAGCCUUCGCCUACCGCCGCGGCCUGAAGAGGCACGAGAGGACACACACCGGGGACAAACCACACCAGUGCGAGACGUGUAAGAAGACCUUUAAGCACCUGACCUCUCUCCAGAUGCAUCAGAAGCUUCAUACGGGGGAGAAUAAGUACGUCUGUCCGGUGUGCGGGAAAACCUUCGCCUACCCCUCCUCCCUCACCAAGCACCAGAAGACCAUGCACCAGGACGUCACAGCAGAGGGCUUCGACGACAACAAGGAGACCCUGAAGAUCCAUACAGAUGGAACAUAUGGUGAUGGCCAGGACCAUGCAGUUGAUCCCGAUGAUGAUAAGCCGUACCUGUGUGCUCUGUGUGGAAAAACCUUCACCAAUAAGCACGGACUGAAGAUUCACCACCGUCUGCAUACAGGAGAAAAACCUUAUCAGUGUGACGUGUGUGAGCGGGCCUUCGCCGACCGGCGCGACCUGAAGCGUCACCACCGCGUGCACACGGGGGAGAAACCGUAUCAGUGUGCGACGUGUGACAAGGCCUUUGCGCGGCGCACACACCUGGAGAAACACUCCAAGCUGCACGACAAGCCCUUCGAGUGUCCCUCAUGCGGCAAGACGUUCUCAGAAGAAGAACAGCUGACCAAGCAUCAGGAGUCUCAGCACAGUCCUCAUCGAUGUGAGAUAUGCGGCAAGGUGUUCGCCCUGAGACACCGGCUGAUUGCACACAACCGCACACACACAGGUGAGAAAACAUACCUGUGUACAGUGUGUGGCAAGGCGUUUGCCCACCCCAGCUCUCUCUGUAAACACCAGAAGAUCCAUAACGGGGGAAACGACCUGUUCUGUCCGACAUGUGGCAAGGGCUUUGGGGACGAGCACGCCAUGAAGAGGCAUCAGGCCACGCACAGCGCAGAGAGACCGCACGCGUGCGAAGAGUGCGGACGAGCCUUCGCAGACAAACACGACCUGAAGAGGCACUAUAAGACCCACACGGGCGAAAAGCCUCAUCGCUGCAGUGUGUGUGACAAGUCGUUUGCGCGGCGUACGCACCUGGUCCGUCACGAGAGGACCCAUACGGGGGAGAAGCCCUUCGUGUGUCCCCUGUGCAGCAAGGCCUACGCUGACAAGUGCGACCUGAAGAACCACAUGAGGACGCACGCGGACGGAGAGAUGAGCUUCCUGUGCGCCACGUGUGGGCGGAGCUUCACGGACUACGGGCUGCUGAUGGACCACGAGCGAACGCACACGGACGACCCGUCAGGAGACCUGCUGCUGCUCGGUAAACUAGCCUCCGUUUUCUUAAAAGGGGAUGACGGUGACGGCGAGCCCAGACGGCCUCCCCCAGCCAAGAAGAAAGAGGAGAAGUCGUACCCUUGCGAUACGUGCGGCAAGGCGUUUCCCACCACCACCCGCCUCGAGGUGCACCAGCGAACGCACACGGGGGAAAAACCUUUCCUGUGCACCGUGUGUGGGAAAGCGUUUGCGGGGAAGACCAGCCUCAAGCAGCACCAACGAAUUCACUCGGGCGAAAAGCCCUGCAAGUGUAAGAUCUGCGGCAAAGCCUUCACGCAGUCCAGCAGCCUCAGUAUCCACAAGAAGAUCCACAUGGCGGGGAAGCAGCGGCACGUGUGCCACGUGUGCGGCAAGAGCUUUGCUCACGCCCACCUGGUCAGGAAGCACCAGCGCAUUCACACGGGAAAGCCGUAUCACUGCCCCAUAUGCGGCAAGACGGUGACGCGCGACUACGCCCUCAGGCACCAGCGCAUACACAAGGGCGAGAAGAGGUUCGUGUGUAGUACCUGCGGACGGGCGUUCACACGCAGUCACCAGCUGAAGAGACACCAGAUGGUCCACACAGGAGAGAAACCUUACCAGUGCUCGUCUUGCGGAAAAGCCUUCGCAGACAAGCGCACCCUCAAAGGUCACCAGAAGACCCAUACAGGGGAGCCGCCCAACCCGUUCGCCUCGUGCGGCAAAGCCUUCACGGAGAAACGCAGCAGCGGCAUGAAGAGUCAGCAGAGGGCUCAGCAGGCGGCCCAGGUGGCCCAGGUAGCGGCGGCAGCGGCGGCGGCAGCAGCAGCAGCGGUGGAGAGCCCGUUUCAGAGCACGUCCUACGCCAAGGCCUUCGUAGACAAGAGCCUCAAGGGCUUCAAAGGUCUACCGAGACCCCACCUUCCUGGAGAGAACCCAAAUCAGUACACCACAUACACCUACCUGUAGGGAAAUCCCAAAUCAGUAAACCACGUACACCUAUCUGUAGGAAAAAGGCCUUUGCAAACAAACGCAAUCUAAAGUGUCUUUUGAGAUUGACCCAGAUCGUCUGUUUUUUUCCCCCACAUAACAUGCAAAUGCUGUUGGACGCUGAACGAGACAUUUCAUUGUUUACCAGAAAACUGGUACUUAACAGAUACACAGGAAAACUUUGGCAGCUGUGGUGUGGUGUAAUUGUUAGGGAGUUGGACUGAACAUUACAGGGUUGCAGGUUCAAUCCCCACCCUUACCAAUCCCUUCCUCCCUCCCUCCCUCCAUGACUGAAGUGCCCCUGAGCAAGGUACCUUACCCCACACUGCGGCUCCAGCGGCUGUAACCAAUACCCUGUAAAAUAACCUGUAAGUCGCUUUGGGAAAAAAGCAUCAGCUGAGUGUAAUAUUAUGAAAUGUCAAACGUCAGGGCUGGGCGGUAUGGCGCAAAAAAAAGUCAAUAUAUUUUUCUAUAUCUCAAUACAUGAUAUACAUCUCAAUAUUCUCAAUUUCCCCUAAAAAAACAUGAAAUUAAGUACUUUUAAAAAAACAAUAGAGUUAACAGGUUUUUUUGUUUUAAUAUUGAAUAGACAGUCGGCACAACUCCGUUGAUUUUUGAGGCUGCUGCUGUAGUGGUGCGUUUCUCGACAGCAUCAUUGCUAAUAAAGCUUCUAAUUAAGACCUACUGAGUGGCUUGGUGGUCAGCAACAAUGCCCCAGAUGAAACGGACUGUCUCUGGCUCUGCAGUCUGAUUUUACUGCAUAAAGGCCAUUUCACACACACUCUUUUUUUUUUUCUUCUCCUCCUCCAAAACGCAAGAAGGAAGCAAGAACUCAUUAUGGGGGAAAAGGAUGGGUUUUAAUUGAAAAGGGUUGGACUUACUUGUGCUUGCAUGUUUUUGACCGAGGUGGGUAACAGCGCUCAAAAUGCUUGUUUCAAACGGUGAGCUCUUGGCAGCAAAAAGCAGCAGUCUGUCAGUCUGAACCUAACAGCAUCACAUCAGCAGAUGUGGAGCCAGGACCGUUUACAGGCCGCUGUGGCCAGGGAAAGUCAUCUGAAAGGGCCCCGCAUCCAAUACAUACAUUGCAAUGAAAACCCAAUUCUGGGCCCCCUCUCUCUCUGGUCCCGGGAAAACUGACCCCUUCGUCCCCCCUGUGUGUAACCAAGUGGAAGACUUUUAUGACAUAACUGACGCUCUGCCGGUGUGGCUGCUACACGACAUAGCCAUAGCUUUGCUGCCUUCGCUUUCUUUUUCUCAGCCAAACAGGAAUGUUGGACGUCAAGUGUUCCAUACGCUACCUUAAAGCCUGGCUGGUCAACCUGUAUUACUCAACUGACAACUAAGACAAUCUUUCGACGGAAAUGAAUAUUAUGGGGAAAUUGGUAUAUUUUACUCUUUUCUUGUGUAUGGCUGGAUGUAUUAUGUAGGCUAAACGGUUUGUAGUGCAUCUUCUGUUUUUGUUUUUGUUUGUUAGCUACUGUAGCUAGUUAGCUUUGGGUUUUUGUUUGUUAGCUAGCUACCGUCAUUGCCGUAGUGAUCUGUAGUGCUUCUGAUGAGAGAGACGAGUGUCCCGUCACAUGAUUAAAAAAAUAUAUAUAACAUUAUGAUAAGUAAUCUGUAGUUCACUUCGUAUUAUGAAAAAAACAGCAUGUAGUUCUUUUUUUGUAACAACUUUUUCUGUCUUCUUUGGCCUUUUUCAUGGGACGUGAGACACCUGUGAUUCUCAAUGCAUUUGAAGCAGGCUUUAGUCCCCCUGGGUUUUACCAUCCCCUCGUACUAAUUUCAUUCUGGAACUGAGAACACCCCGGUUGUCACAACUCUGAAUUCCAUUGCUCAAGCAGGAAUAUGUAUAAGUAGCAUCCAGUGGCGUAGACAUAGGAUACAUUCCAUUAUCUAACCUCCCCUCCUCGGCCUGUGGUCUCACGCUUCGCUGAUGCCGUGCCUCCGUAAAGAAAAUAAUAAGGUUUCCCCGCUGUCAGCCUAGCCACCACAACUAUUGGAGGCAGGGUUGCAAAACCUUUCAAUUGCGCUUGCGCAAGAUGUUGAAUUAAAUGUUCUGUCGUCAAUGACGUCUUGCCACGACCGUCCACACAAAAAGGCCACAAGCACAAGGGAGGAUGGGAGCUAGGAUAAUGGACAGAAGCCGAAAAGUUACAUCCCACUGUUUUCCAUGGAAACCGGUAGUCAUUUAUGCAUUAAAAACGGACCUUGUUUGAAGUAAACAAGAAGAAGAAGAAGGCCAAUUUAAGGAUAGGACAGGCGAAAGUGGGAGUGGGAGAUAUGGCGGGGCUAGGACAUGACCCAGGCAGGACUCUAACCAGGGCCCCCAUGGCCAUCCAAGGCCAUAUAAUGGUGGUGAUGGUGAUGGUGGUGGUGGUGUUGAGUGGUCCUCUGUGGGUGCAUGCCAAUAUGCGGACUCCCAUCCUGCCUUCCCUCCUUGUGGCCUCAUGAUGACGUCAUGAACAACAGAAUUGUAUUUCAGUGUCUCGCAAAAGCUCAAUUCUAAUGUAAAUGUUCUCAUUUGCAAACGGGAUGGUGGAUGAAGAAUAGCCCCUAGGGCUAGGCUGACAGCGGGGAAACGUAAUUGUUUUGUCCACGGAGGUGGGGUGGCAGCAAAACGUGAUGCCACAAGCACAGACAGAGGAUGGGAGUGUGCAUAUUGGAAUCCACAUCAUAUAAUGGUAGUGGUGGUGGGGGAGGGAAGGGGGGUGGGGAGUGGUUCACUCUGUCGCUCAGGGUUGCCAGAUUGGACUGUGGAUUGUGUAAGCUGAGCAUCUGUGGGUAAUGAAAUGUAUCACGUUUGAUUUUCUGUAGAUUUAUGGCCACAGACUGAGGUAGACAGAUGGCUACAUAGAUGCCUUUAUUGUUGAAAUCAAUAGAAUUUAAGUUCAAAUUCAAUGCCUCUGCUCAGGGUGUUAAUUUUUGAGCAUUUAUCGAAUCACGUCUGGCAACCCUGCGCCUCUGCCACUGCGCUCCAUAGCACCCCCCAGCAUGUAGUUCUUAGCAUCACUGCUCAGCAUAAAGAGCAGUCUGUAGUUCAUUGUCAAUUACAUUCAUGUCUUGUCCUGUCUGUAAUAUAAGCGGAGACGGGCAGGCCAUUGUGAAAUGUUAAUGAGAAAUGAAAAAAAAAUUGUGAACUGUAAAAUUGUGACUAAAUAAAAAAAAUGUUUCUUAUUCUUA